This is a messenger RNA of Acanthaster planci (crown-of-thorns starfish), 1771 nucleotides long. RefSeq names its product ankyrin repeat domain-containing protein 61-like. Gene Ontology annotation, molecular function: protein binding. Gene Ontology annotation, biological process: intracellular signal transduction. Lineage: Eukaryota; Metazoa; Echinodermata; Asteroidea; Valvatida; Acanthasteridae. The record is from RefSeq and is a predicted model, not a curated record.
GUUUCUGGUUCUUCGUUGUAUGGUUUCUUGGUUAUUGCUUCGACGUCACAAACACUUUUCUGGUUAGGGAUCGGAAAAACACGCCCCAGGUUUCCUUUGUGUGACGUAACGCGCCAACUGUCGUCGAAUAGCGCGACAACAUUGUCUGUGCGCACGCGCUCAUUUGAUAAUGCCUCACAGUUGCUUGGUACCCUUAUCUCUAUGCUUGGUACCCUGAUCUUUAUGCUUGGUACAAAGAAGUAAAUGUUUGAAAUUUUUUAACUUCGCCAAUCUCACAGACGCCCAUUCAUCCGAAACGUGAUGGAAAGCUUGCUUGGGAUGAUUUGGCCAUCCAGGAGGUCAUCACCUUCUGCAGACUGGCGAGGCAUGACAAACGCUGGAAGACGUAAUCCUACACAUCAAGAACGCGUAUCUUCUGUCGGAGACUUGGAGAAAUUGGCUGAACUGCAACAUUACAUCGUCACAGGAGAUUUGAGCGCUUUCAAGAAAAGUCUGGGCCGACUAUCGUCCAGUGCUGACGUUUUGUACCCCUCCCGGUGGGUCAUCAGACCGACGUUGGCGCUCUUCAACGCACAAGGUAGGCAUUCUCAGAGACUUCCGGCAAGUGUAUGUCUGAUCCAUGUGGCGGCCAGUCGUGGCCGUCACGACAUGCUAGAAGCGCUGCUCUCGGCCGGUGCUUCGCCAAACGUCCUGGACUCCAACGGGGAGUCAGCCCUCCACCACGCUGCCACCAAUCCAGGCACCUUCCGGGCCUUGCAGUUCCACUCCUACGCUGACCAUUCACGGCUGGUUGCCAGGUGGACAAGCGGUAGCCAUCGGUGUGUUGAGCUACUGUGCUCCGUGCCGGGAAUUGACCUGAACAUCCCCAGCCGUCUAGAUAGGGCUACCCCUUUGCACAGGGCAUGCGAGGCGGGCAGGCACGCGAGCGUCUCCGUUCUGCUGGCUCACGGCGCCGACCCGAACGUCCUGAAUGCCUUCGGCGAAACCCCGGCGGCGAUGGCUUUGAUCGCCGGUCACGAGCACGUCUUCCGUUUGUUCUUGGAAUUGGGCAUAAUUUUCGGGAGCCUGGAUGCUAUACCAUACAUACUCCACACGUCCGUUAACGCUUACACCGAGUCACCAAGUCAGGAUAAAUUCAACAUAAUCCAGGAGAUUCUCCGGCACAAUGGUGACCUGAAUAAGCAAGACCAACUCGGCAACACCCCACUUCAUUAUGCUGCAGCGGGGUCCCUAGUGGACUAUCACCUAAUAUCGACGCUCCUUGCUCGCGGUUCGGACGCAGACGUGAAGAACAAAAUGGGAAGAACUCCCCUCGUGGAAUUCUUUUUCUCGCACCAGAUCCAUACGAACAACACCAACAUCAAAUCGGUGGUUCUCCUCGCUUCCUACAUGACCACCACGCCCGUCAUCCCGGCCGGGCAGUGUGUUGCCGACAACGUGCACAGCGGGAUGUGGUCCCCGCUGUACCGAAAGAUCACGGAAAUCAUCCGAGUAAUGUCCAGGAAGGCACCGUCCCUCCGCCACCUUUGCCGGCAGGCCCUGCGACGCGCUGUCCGGCCGCACCGGCUUGGAGAUCCGGCUGUUGUGCAUGACCUUCCCUUGCCGAAAGCCUUGAGAGACGAAGUUGCGAGUCGUGUGGACCCAGAAAGCUACAGUGGGCACUUGGUGGAUUACCUUUUAGAACAGAGAGAGUUUUCUCAGCUUGAUUUCCUCAACAGUGUCUCCCGAGAUAUCAGGCAGUAUGAUUGAAUUCAUACGAGUUAAUUGUCCC